ACGCCCCCCGGAAGCAUAGCAGGGCAUCCACACACGGAAACGAAACGCUGUUAAAUUAAUUUAAACGCUGUUAUUAGCUUUAUUUUUUAGUUUUAACCGGGUCUGUGUGCAGAAAUCGCCUAAAUCUCUCAUACUCGUACUCUUAAUAGAUUUCCCUUCACGUAGCUAGCCUGACCUAGCCACCAGAUCAGCUACUAAGCUAGCACUGUUAGUUCAGCUCAGGUGUUCAGUUAGCAAAGCUAGCUAGGAGACUAAUGCUAACUGGUAAAAUGAAAUAAAUCUUUCCGAGAAAGUUACUCGCAAAUCUUCCCCGCGCCUCAAUAACGUGAAGAUAGACCAUGGAUGAGGCUUUAGUGAAGGUUGCGUUUGUCAGCAACCUCAAUGGCACGACUGUGGCCGAAGUGUCGCUGGGAUCCUUCCUCGCCCCGCUCUGUAUUCUAAGCAGAGGACUGUUCCUGAUAGUGUUCCACCUCUGCCGGGGUGUUCUCCCAUUCGCCAAGGGGGCCCACCUCGUCCUGGACUUCACCGCACUGAUCAUGCCCAUGGUCCUCUCGUGUACUGUUCUCAGCGACAUCCUCCAUUGGGUCAUUGUCGGUCUGGCUGUGGCUGACCUUUUUGUUCUGUACUUUCUGUAUAGGAACAAAAAGGCUCACACUGGUGGAUCCUUUGGUGGUUCACUCCACAGCUUUAUGAACAUCCAUAUGGAGACCAAUCUGGUCCCCUUUGUGACUGCUUUCCGGGUGCUGGUGAAUGUGAAGACGGCCAUCAGCAUCUUGGCGGUGGACUUCAGCGUCUUCCCCAGGCGUUAUGCCAAGACUGAGACCUACGGGACUGGGGUCAUGGACUUUGGUGUUGGAGCCUAUGUGAUGGCCAAUGCUCUGGUUUGUCCAGAAGCAAGAGGGAAGAAGAUUCAGGGCUCUAAGUUCAAGUAUGUGGUUAAGCAGCUUCUCUCAGUGUGGCCCCUGGUGCUCCUCGGAUUGGUGCGUCUAGCAAGUGUGAAGUCAACGGGCUAUCACGAGCAUGUGACGGAGUACGGGGUCCACUGGAACUUCUUCUUCACUCUAGCCAUAGUAAGAGUGGUGGCGUCUGCUCUUCUCAGUGUAUUUCCCAUCAGCAGCUCCUGGCUCAUAGCUUUGUUAAUAAGUGGAGUCUACCAGUUCUUGCUGGAAACCACUGAUUUGAAAUCCUUCAUCAUACAUAGCAGCGAGCGCACUACUUUUCUACAAGCCAACAGAGAGGGGAUAUUCUCAGUGGUGGGCUACGUUGCCAUCUACAUGGCCGGAGUUCAAGUAGGCCUCUAUCUGAUGCGGACAAGAACCUUGGUCAAAGACUGGAUACUGGUGGUCAGAAACCUUCUGUUAGGAAGCUUUGGACUAUGGCUGGUUUUAUAUGCAUGCCAGACAUACACUGAGCCAGUUUCACGUCGUAUGGCCAAUCUCUCAUUCUGCAUCUGGACCGUGGCUCAGUCCUUGUUUUUCCUCGCUUGCUUAAGCACAGCAGAUGUCGUUUUGCUUUUUGCCAAAACAAUGUCCAAAUUCUCUCUAGUGUCGACCUCCUGGAAUCCAGCCGGAAGUUCACAAACAGAAGGGAAAUUAAGGAAGAAAAUGGACGAGUUGUGUUUAAUUCAGUCUGUGAACAGAAAUCAGCUGUUGUUUUUCCUGCUGGCAAAUCUAAUGACUGGUUUAACCAACGUACUCGUGGACACUCUGAAAAGUAACGACUUCUUUUCCGUGUGUGUUUUGCAGUCGUACAUGUUAAUGAACAGUUUAUGUAUUUUUAUUUUACAUAUCAACAACAUUACAAUUAAGUUUUGGUGAUGAUUAUACAUUUUUAUUUAUUUUAUUUUGGAUUGAUGGGUUCUGUUUACAAGACUUCAUGUCAUCACUGUCAAUUAAAAAUCACUGUGUCUCCAUUUUUGCUGUUUUUUUACAUUUUAACAUAAUGUGAAUUUGACAGGUGUCAUUCACAUUGUUUGAAAACAACAUGAUGAAUGGUCUUAUAGAAAUGCUCUGAAAUGUCUUGGAAUAAGAUAUUUUUACAUUGACUUCCAAGAAGUUUUUUCAUUGACCAUUUUGGAGAUACAAAUUUUGGGUGACAACAGUAUUCAUUGUUGAAUAAUUAUUAUCAAGCUGCUGCGCAUUGAUUAAGCUUGUGGUGCAUCAAUUUUAGGUGAAUUUAUAAAGCUUACUGCAUGUGUGGCUGUUUUUAUACCUGUAUAAGAAAAGUUGGUGUUGGGAUGUGAAAAAGUGACUUAUGCAAACAUGAAUAAAAUGCUAAACUCCCUUAUUAUCACCUUCCUGCUGAGAGCCUGUUUGAUAUGGAUAUACAAAUUCCUAAUUCUAAAAGAAAGCUGAGGCAGUGUGUAAAAUGUAAAUUAUUGUAAAUAAAAACAGAGUGCAACAAA
Astyanax mexicanus (Mexican tetra) is the source of this 2404-nucleotide messenger RNA. RefSeq names its product phosphatidylinositol glycan anchor biosynthesis, class W (gene pigw). Gene Ontology annotation, biological process: GPI anchor biosynthetic process; protein localization to plasma membrane. The coding region runs from base 339 to 1817 and encodes 492 amino acids. The transcript has 2 exons. NCBI's taxonomy places the organism in Eukaryota, Metazoa, Chordata, Actinopteri, Characiformes, Acestrorhamphidae. Gene Ontology annotation, cellular component: membrane; endoplasmic reticulum. The record is from RefSeq and is a predicted model, not a curated record. Gene Ontology annotation, molecular function: glucosaminyl-phosphatidylinositol O-acyltransferase activity.